UGAUGGAGGUGAAGUGCCCCCCGCUGAACGGAAGAGAAAGGAAUAGCCAGUUGGCCCAGAAACGUCUGCAAGCCGUAGCAUAUUACUCAGCAGAAGUAGACCUCGUAAUUCAAGGCCUGCUUUCAUGCGCUAGGGCUGUUGCAGCAGCAGCUGUGAUGAUUGAGAAAGCAAGAAAUAUUGUCCUGGGGCACCUGCUAACGCUAGUGGUUCGUUCCUUACUUUGUAGUCCUCCUCUCCAGAGUUCAAGCAAGCGUGGAUGUGGCACAGCACCGCAGGCCCUAACCCAGCGCAGAGGCCGCAACACCAUCUGCCACAGUAGACGCCAGCACGGAGCAGGCAUCGCCUGGCCCCGACCAUGUCGUUCGUCCACUACAAGUUCUCCUCCAAGCUGAACUAUGAUACGGUCACCUUCAACGGCCUCCACAUCUCCCUGUGCGACCUCAAGCAGCAGAUCAUGGGCCGCGAGAAGCUGAAGGCGGCCAACUGCGACCUGCAGAUCAUCAAUGCCCAGACCAAAGAAGAAUACACGGAUGAUAAUGCCCUGAUUCCUAAGAACUCAUGGGUAAUUGUUAGAAGAAUCCCUGCUGGAGGAGUUAAGGCUACCAGCCAAACGUAUAUGACUCCUAAAUCGCACAAAAUCCUAGAAACUGCUUUCAGAAGUCAAACUGAGCCAGUGAGUGGAACCUCAAAAGCGAUUGAUGACUCUUCUGCAUCUAUUUCUCUGGCCCAGCUUACUAAGACUGCCAACCUGGCUGAAGCCAAUGCUUCCGAAGAAGAUAAAAUAAAAGCUAUGAUGACACAGUCCUGCCAUGAAUAUGAUCCAAUCAAUUACCUGAAGAAACCCUUGGCUCCACCUCCACCAUCAUAUACUUGCUUUCGUUGCGGAAAACCUGGCCACUAUGUAAAGAAGUGCCCAACCAAGGGGGACAAAAAAUUUGAGUCCGUUCCCAGAAUUAAAAGGAGCACAGGGAUUCCGAGGAGUUUCAUGAUGGAGGUGAAAGAUCCCAAUACAAAGGGUGCUCUGCUGACAAACACUGGAAAAUAUGCAAUACCAACUAUUAAUGCGGAAGCUUAUGCUAGAGGAAAGAAGGAAAAGCCUCCCUUUUUACCAGAGGAGCCGUCCUCCCCCUCCUCAGGUGAUCCUAUUCCAGAUGAGUUGUUAUGUCUCAUUUGUAAAGAUGCAAUGACUGAUGCAGUUGUUGUUCCCUGCUGUGGAAACAGUUACUGUGAUGAAUGUAUUAGAACAGCAUUACUGGAAUCUGAGGAACAUACAUGCCCAAUGUGUCAUCAAACGGAGGUUUCUCCCGAUGCUUUGAUCGCCAACGAGUUCCUACGCCAGGCUGUGAACAACUUCAAAAAUGGAACUGGCUACAGUCAGCAGAUUCAGCAGCAACAGCAGCAGCAGCCGCCACCGCCGCCACCGCCACCACCUCCACCACCACGCAUGAGGCAAACAAUAACACGCAACCUGCAGCCUCUGCUCCGGCCAACAAUUUCCAGACAGCAGGAUCCACUAAUGGUUCCAUUAGCUUCUCUGGCUUCUCAUUCUGCUGCUGCUUUGUCAUCGUUGGCCCCUGCUCAGUCAUCUGUGGCAGCUGGGCCUUUUUGUGAUGCCGAUACCGUUCUACCUCCUGCUGCUCUGGUGACUGCCGCUGAACUUUCUAAAUCUUCCUCUCUGCCAAUCAGCAGUUUGUUGGAAGAGGAGGGCUAUCAGGUUCCUGUACUAAGACAACCAGCAUUGCCAAGUCUUCUGGGCCCCCAAGGACAAGCAAUACCCACAACUGGUCAUCCAAUGAGGGCCAGUACAAUCCGCUCAGCAGGCGGCAGACCAGGCUGGGAACUGGAGAAGAGAAAGUCCAAACUUGAUGAGUUUACAAAUGAUUUUCCUAAGGAACUGACGGAAUAUAAAAAGAUUCAAAAGGAGCAUAGGCAUUCGUUUUCCAGCCAUAGUCAAAGCGCUUCUGAGAGUCAGCCUCGAAGCCACAGCAGCAGGGCCAGCUCAGGAGAGAGUCAAGACAGCAAGAAAAAGAAAAAGAAAAAAGAGAAGCAGCAGCACAAGAAGCCCAAGAAGCAUAAGCAGCACAUGGGAAACGAAAUGGAAUUGGAAAAGAGCCAAAAACACAAACACAAGAAGAAAAAAUCAAAGAAGAGCAAAGAGAAAGAGGAAGGUGACCAAAAAGUGAAAUCAGUCACUACACAGAGUGACAGCUAAUUAAAAAAAGACUUAAGUCCUGAGUCAUCUGGAUAAGAUUUUGUUGAAAGGGAAACGAAUUCAAGCGUUGGGCAAAUAAUGACAUGAAAGACUCUGUGCUGCACUGAAACUAUGGCUGCUUGAGUAUUUGAUUUUUACAUCAGAGCUUUAUAAAAGUGAACAUUUGUACAGAAUUGUGAGUUGUGACCAUGUAACAUGAAAGGUUUUGCUGGGGCAUCUUAUUUUUAACCACCGUUAAUUAGUUGUGUGGGUGGAGUUUACUGUACUGUGAGAAUUUUCACAGCCGAAUUUUUUCUUAAUUGCCUGGCAGAAGCAGCUGGUAUCAGUUAUAAAAUAGCAGCAGAAUGACUUGCAGAAUACAUUACAGCCCUGCUAUGUCACUUUUUGAUUACAAUAAAAAGUUUUCAAUAAACUA
Messenger RNA from Gymnogyps californianus (California condor), 2627 nucleotides. Its product is annotated as E3 ubiquitin-protein ligase RBBP6-like. Gene Ontology annotation, biological process: ubiquitin-dependent protein catabolic process; mRNA processing; protein ubiquitination. Gene Ontology annotation, molecular function: ubiquitin protein ligase activity; nucleic acid binding; zinc ion binding. Gene Ontology annotation, cellular component: nucleus. The transcript is spliced from 18 exons. Bases 356 to 2212 code for a protein of 618 amino acids. NCBI's taxonomy places the organism in Eukaryota, Metazoa, Chordata, Aves, Accipitriformes, Cathartidae. The record is from RefSeq and is a predicted model, not a curated record.